Molecule: messenger RNA, 1657 nt
Organism: Nelumbo nucifera (sacred lotus)
Lineage: Eukaryota; Viridiplantae; Streptophyta; Magnoliopsida; Proteales; Nelumbonaceae
Molecular function (GO): lipid binding
Source: RefSeq, a predicted model, not a curated record
CUUAGGCUUACUCGAUCCACCUGAGUGCCGCACGGGGCCUCGCCGAUUAGCCCUGUGACAGUUGUGAACUCCGGUCAGAGUUCCCGGGCGCAUUUCGAAUAUAUGCGUAGUACGCACCUAGCGCAUCUUAAUCUUGAAGAUGGCAGAACUGAGUCUGAAAGAGGUAAGUAUAGCGUUAGUGAGUGAAUUAUUGAAACAGAACUCGCACACGCCAGAGAGGUGAUUUUUGGAGGAGUCAAAUUCUCUAACAAAAGCAAAGCAACUGAGCUCAGAUGGGAAAAACCUGGUUUCUCUCAUGGAAUUUGACGGGAAUAUUCUUUGGAUCCAACGAAUUUUGGCGGGAGAACGUUCACGUCGGAUGGGCCACGAUCUUCGUCCUGCUCUUUAUCUUCAUCUGGCAAUUGUACAGAUCAUUAGCCAGCAGACGUUUCAGAUUCUUUUCAUCUACAAGAACUGCCAAAGCAACUGUUUCCCGUCCUGGAAAUCCCCAAAUCAAGGGUUUGCAGAUUAUAUCUAAUGAAGACUUAAGAAAUUUAAUAACUGCUUUGGAUGGGAAAGUGGAUGAGAAGGAGAAAUGGGAUGAGGUCAUAAAUAAAAGAAAUAAUCUCGUAUCAUACAAUGCAAAAUGCUGCAAGCCAAAGGAUGGUCCUCUGAAGUAUCUGAGUGUAACAAUAUUUGAGAACUGCUCCACCGAACUGUUGAGAGAUUUUUACAUGGACAACGAGUACAGAAAACAGUGGGACAAGAUGUUGAUAGAGCAUAUGCAAUUGCAGAUUGAUAAAUCUAAUGGAACAGAAAUUGGCAGCUCAAUCAAAAAGUUCCCACUCCUCACACCAAGAGAGUACAUUUUGGCUUGGCGAGUGUGGGAAGGGAAAGACAAGACAUACUACUGUUUUAUCAAGGAAUGUGAACAUGUGUUGGCACCACUAAGGAAGAACUAUGUUCGUGUUCGCUUCUUCAGAUCGGGGUGGCGAAUCAGGAAAGUACCUGGUAGAAAUGUUUGUGAGAUAAAAAUGGUUCACCAAGAAGAUGCUGGGUUGAAUGUAGAAAUGGCAAAACUUGCCUUCGCCAAGGGCAUAUGGAGUUAUGUUUGUAAGAUGGAUAGUGCUCUGCGCAAAUACUCUACAAGAAGCUGUGUUCUUCCAAAAUCAGCUAUGACUGCAGUCACUCUUAUCCAGAAGGUCCCACCUGAAUUAGAAGCAAUGCGAGAAAGCUCCAUUUCUAGUUCCAGCAGCAGGCAGGUCAGUGGCAAUGUUAGAGAGAGGAAACUGUCUAGAAUGCCAUCAAAGAAAUUGAUUGCCAAUGGUUUACUUUUGCUUGGGGGUGCCAUAUUCUUAUCUCGCAGUCACUCAACAAUUGGUGCAAAACUUGCCGUUGUGUGCUUCUUGAAGAAGCUGACUAAACAUAAAGCUUCAUCAAGCGAAGUUGGACAAGGCCAGGCCAUGCAUGACUCAUUACACCAUAACUGAUUCUGGGUGCUUCAGUGUAUCUGACUACAGGUUAUCAGUUACUGCAGUUUGUACUAUGUAGCAUGUCUAAUUCCUUUAUUUUUUUUUCUGUAUAUAUCUAUGAAACUUUGUACUAUUUAACCAAAAUGGUAAAUGUUGCCAGAUAGAUUCUCUACUACACAAUAAUCAUGAAUUUAGCCAUUUAGGCA